Molecule: messenger RNA, 978 nt
Organism: Penicillium argentinense
Lineage: Eukaryota; Fungi; Ascomycota; Eurotiomycetes; Eurotiales; Aspergillaceae
Product: HVSL domain-containing protein
Exons: 3
Coding region: 1-978 (325 amino acids)
Biological process (GO): U6 snRNA 3'-end processing
Cellular component (GO): nucleus
Molecular function (GO): 3'-5'-RNA exonuclease activity
Source: RefSeq, a predicted model, not a curated record
AUGUCAUUAGUGCCUUAUUCCUCAUCCUCCGAAUCCGAAUCCGAAUCCGAGAGCCCCCCACCCACCAAUCCCCCGGCCAAAAAGGCCAAGCUCAGCCCAGGCUCAUCAAAACACAACAAGCGCGACGAAACGCGCGCCCCUCCACUCCCACCAUCCUUUUACGACCUCUACGCCCACUCCACGCGCGUCAGCACAAGCGACAAUCCCGCUCUGCACGGCGGCCGCAAACGAGAAAUCCCCCAUGUGGCAGGCAACUGGCCGUCGCAUCUGUAUCUGGAAUGGGUUCCGGGUAGCGAGGAGCUUAGACUCCUUGCAGACUUGAUCGAGGAAGCGAGGGGAUGUACGCCUCACUCUACCUCGCGAGACGAAGCCAAGGGAGGCGUAGUCAGCCUUUUGCAUAGUGAUCUCGGCGUCCGGCAACCGCUCCAUAUCUCGCUCUCACGGACACUGUCCCUGCGCACGGAGCAGAAGGGUCCGUUCAUGGAUACCUUGGCCCGAGAUAUUGGCAGAUCAAGCAUCCAUCCAUUUACCGUAUCCCCUGCCACACUAAAAUGGGUCCCAAACUACGGCAAAACGAGAUGGUUCCUCGUUCUCUCGGUCUCGAAACCUCAAGGAGAUAACCUGAACCGUCUUCUAAAACUCUGCAACUCAACCGUAGCGGUCUUCGGCCAGCCGCCGCUUUACGCAACUUCGAAAUCCGGCCCCGAUUCCCGCCAGUCUAAUUCCCCUGAGCCAGAUUGCGAGCCCCAGGCAGCCGGAAAUGGUGGAGAUUUCUCACAAUUCUUUCACCUAUCCAUUGCCUGGACCUUGAAUGAACCAGAUGCCCAGACCUGCCAGCGUGUCAGUGAAAUUGAACUGAAGGGUGUAGCCGGGAUUGGGAUCCAGUUCCUGAGCAUCAAGGCGAAGAUUGGCAAUCGGGUGGAGAAUAUUAGACUUCCCGUUGGUGUCUACAAAGAAACUGAAGUGAUAAAAUUGUAA